Molecule: messenger RNA, 2439 nt
Organism: Eupeodes corollae
Lineage: Eukaryota; Metazoa; Arthropoda; Insecta; Diptera; Syrphidae
Product: E3 ubiquitin-protein ligase MARCHF5
Exons: 3
Coding region: 432-1583 (383 amino acids)
Molecular function (GO): zinc ion binding
Source: RefSeq, a predicted model, not a curated record
CUUAUGUCCCAAACGUCAAAAAAUUAUCAUUUCUCCGUCCGGAAAUUAUAAAUUAACAAGUCUCUUAACAGAAAAAUUUUACUUUAAUAUUUCCAAUUUGAAGAUUACUCAACAAAAAGCUAAAAAAAAGCGUUGAACACAACAACAAAAAAUUAAUUAAAAAUAAACAAAACAAACAAGCAAAACGUUUCCCAUCAACAUCAUCGCCAAAGCCUUUCAACUGCAAGAAAAAACGAAGUCGAAAUGCAAAUGACUCAGUGAAAAAUAAAAAAAUUAUGACGACAAAAACGAAAAUUACUGCGACGAUAACAACGACCGUGAAAUUAACACCAAAUACAAACUAAUUAUUUGUCCUUGACACAAAGUUAAGUCUCGAAAUUAAAGGAACAAAACAAUCGCAGAACCUGGGAAAACGUUAAAAAACAUAGAAAAUGGAUAAUAAAGACGACAAACAGCAGGAAAAUAAUCCACCAAGCGAUGUGGUUGAUGCGUCAACCACCACAAGCAAUAAUGAAAUUAAUUCGGCAACAAAUUUGGCGGCUCCGGCAAACCUGGAGAGUGAUAAAACAGAUGGCGAACGAAGUCAACAGACAUCAGGACCAAUAUCACUUUCAGCAGCUGUUUCGGGGAUGCUGCAACCUUCAUCGUCAUCGACGACAGCGAUCUCGGUGGAUGCGGCAGCUGUCGACGAACGCAGUUGCUGGAUAUGCUUUUCCACAGAUGACGACAAUAAGCUGGCCGCCUGGGUCCAGCCUUGCAAGUGUCGCGGAACCACCAAAUGGGUCCAUCAGAGUUGCCUCUAUCGGUGGGUUGAUGAGAAACAAAAAGGCAACGCCCUUCGGAGUGUGAGCUGCCAACAGUGCCAAACAGAGUACAUAAUUGUGUUUCCACACAUGGGAAAAUUUGCCAAUGUUCUGGAGGUGUUUGACAACCUGAUCAAGCGAUUGAGUCCGUUCUUGGCGGCUGGCAUAUUUGUCGGUUCGCUGUAUUGGACGGCGGUCACAUAUGGUGCUGUGACUUUUCUGCAGAUUGUUGGCCAUAAAAAAGGACUCGCCCUGAUGGAGAAUGGUGAUCCACUUGUGCUGCUGAUUGGGUUGCCUGCCAUUCCGGUGGGUCUGGUCUUUGGGCGCAUGAUUCGCUGGGAAGAUGCUGUCCUUCGAUUAAUUCGUAAUCGACGAACCAUGGCAAGGAAAUUCCCCCUAAUGAGCUUGAUUAUUCCAUAUCCCGAUGAGGAAGAAGAACCAACUGUACAAAAUCCAGCAACGCCAACUCUUUCCGAUCCAGUUUCUGCAACACGAAUUUUCUGCGGAGCACUGCUUCUGCCAACUAUAUCAUCAAUUGUCGGUCGUCUUCUUUUCGAAACAAUUGAAAAUACCUUACAUCGUACUCUGCUCGGUGGACUUACUUUUAUAACCGUUAAGGGCAUAUUAAAGAUAUACCUCAAACAACAACAAUUUACACGAAAGAAAAAACGUAAAAUUGUCGAUUACACUGAUGAAAAUAUUCGCACAUUUGUCAACCGGAACACAAGAAAUUCCAACUUGAGUUCAACACAACAGAGAGCUAAUGAAAAUAUGGUAUAGGGAAUGGCCUAUUCAUCCUUCAAAAUAAGAAAAAGACAAUUGCUUUGUUUUUAUACUAAUAUUUAGCAUAUGUUACAUGAAAAAAACAACAACAACAACAAAAAUCAAAAAUAUAUAUAUUUAAAAAAAUUUAUCUGAAAAACAAAAAUGAUAACUACCUUUUACAAAUAGGAAUUUCGACAAAAAUUUUAAUUCGUUUUUGAAAUGUUAAAUUUGUUUUCUCGUUUUAAACACUUUAAAAUAUAAUAAUUAACGACUUCAAAUUAAUUUUAUUCAAAUGUACUCGUAAGGUUUUAAAUAUAUUGUAUUUAAUAUUAUUAUUGUAUGUAUUUGAAUAGUGAAAGAAAAUGUAUCUUGAAGGCAUCUAUAGAAUUAAAGGCCUAAUCUCAUCGUAUCCGUUUUGAAAUCUAUUCUAUCGUAAUGAAGAUUUUCUAUUGGCGAGGAACAUAAUGACACUACAAGUCUAAUUAGUGUUUGUAUAACCAAUCGCGGAUAUUAUUGUGUUCAUAUAAUUUUCUGACGUGAUCUUAUGUCGGGUACGAUCCUAGAAAUGGCAGAGUAAUUUAUCACUUGAAUUUGGAUUGCUCUGGGUUCUGAGAUUUUAACGCUUACUUUAUAUUUUUCGAUUACUAUUUUUUAAUCAUUAGUCAACAUUUGUUACGAUUCGAUCGGAUACGAUGAUAGGUCUUUGAUUUUGAUCUUUUUUUGCUUUUUACAAAGGUUUAGAAUGAUUACAAAAAAAAAACAUUUUAACGGAUGGGUUAUUUAGAAGUUAAUUAAGAUACAUUUAUUUUAACUGUCGGUUAAUAAAAAUAAAACCCAAAUAAAUCCGGGUUCAAUUCUUGUCACAUAUAAA